This is a messenger RNA of Xiphias gladius (swordfish), 6370 nucleotides long. It is a transcript of the gene plxnb2a.1, whose product is annotated as plexin b2a, tandem duplicate 1. Gene Ontology annotation, biological process: semaphorin-plexin signaling pathway involved in axon guidance; negative regulation of cell adhesion; positive regulation of axonogenesis. Gene Ontology annotation, molecular function: semaphorin receptor activity; protein binding. Gene Ontology annotation, cellular component: semaphorin receptor complex. The record is from RefSeq and is a predicted model, not a curated record. Lineage: Eukaryota; Metazoa; Chordata; Actinopteri; Istiophoriformes; Xiphiidae. The coding region runs from base 176 to 5818 and encodes 1880 amino acids. The transcript has 43 exons.
GGGGACGACGACACGCACACACGCAGAGAGAGAGGACGACUUUUUUAAAGCUUCUAACUUUUGAUAUCUUUUGGGGAAUGUAGUAAGAAGCCAAUUCAGAGGAGAGAAGAGUGGGGAGGUUCAUGUCAGCAGAGUCCAACAGGACUGAACACUGAACAGGAGAGUGAGGUGGUUGAUGUCACCAGAGAUCAACAGGCCUCGAAACCGAACAGACAUGAUGGACCGGUGGUGGGUGUGGCAGUUUGCCCUGGUCACCCUGGCAACCGUUUACCUCAGCCCCUCCCACGGCAAAAGCACAGAGUUCUUCUCUGACACUGUGAUCAACAACGUGGUGGCCAAUCCUCGUACGGGCCGACUGUACGUCGGCGCCGUCAACGCCCUCUACCAGUUGAACCCUGACCUCCGAAUCGAGUCCCGCACCGAGACGGGACCCAAACGGGACAACAGACAGUGCACGCCGCCCGUCACCGACGCCUGCGAGGAGGCCAAGGACACGGACAACCACAACAAGCUGCUGCUGGUCCACGGGGCCAAAGACGUGCUGGUGGUCUGCGGCAGCGUCUUCAGGGGCAUCUGCUCGCUGAGGAACCUGAGCAACGUGGAGCAGCGGCUGUACUUCAGCGACACCAAAGGAGAGAAGUCGUACGUGGCGAGCGCCGAGGAGAGCGUCUCUGUGGUGGGAGUGAUGUCAUACUUCACCAAGGAUAAAGACAACUUCACCGUGUUCCUGGUUGGUAAGGGGUACGGCAGCCAUGACAGCACCAAGCUGAUCUCCACCCGUAUCCUCCAGGACUAUGGUGACUGGGUGGUUUUCGACAGCAUCAUCGAGGCCUCGGCGGUCCAGGCCAACCCGUUUGUGCUGCGGUACCUCCACGACUUCCGCUUCGCCUUCAAAGACGGCGGCUUCGUGUACUUCCUGUUCUCGCGGACGCUGGGGGUGCAGGACACCAAGAACUUCACCUUCAUCUCCAGGAUGUGCGAGGACGAUCAGGGGUAUUACUCCUACACCGAGCUGCAGCUCAACUGCAGCGCUACCAACAAGUACAACAAAGCUCAGGCUGCCUACGUAGCGACACCAGGUGAAGCUUUGGCUAAGAGUAUGACCAGUUCGGGCCAGCAUGGACCAGUUUCAGCCCAUGACAAGGUGCUGUUUGUCACCUUCACCUCUGAUGAAGACUCAUCUACUUCAGCCAUGUGUAUGUACCCUCUGCGCUCUGUUAAUAAGAGGCUGGUGGAAAUAAUAGGAGCCUGUUACAGCAACAACGGCAUCAUUAACGAGAAGGCUGCCGUCUACUCGCCUUACUCCUCCAAGUCUGAAGAGCUGUGCAGCAGCAAUAACCAGAACAACAUGGCCAUCAGAUACAACUGCGGAGCCGAGUUCCUGCCCUCCCCACUGGCCAGCAAGGCCGAGUUCGCCUUAACAUCAGAGCCCUCAUUGGUCCAUAAGGGUCACAUGACGGCUGUGGCUGUGGCCGUGGAAAUGGGGCACGCUGUGGCGUUCCUGGGCACCGCCACUGGAGAGGUGCUGAAGGUGCAUCUGUCGGCCCGUCCCGAGGUCUACGGGCGAGCGCUGGGCGAAGUCACGGCGAGCAAGGUCAACAAGAACCUGCUGUUCGAUUCCAGCCUCCAACACGUGUACAUCGCCAACGAGAAAAAGAUCACCAAGGUUCCAGUCCAGGCCUGCCACCUGAAGACAGACUGCCACUCCUGUGUCUCCAUGAAGGAUCCGUACUGUGGCUGGUGUGUCCUGGAGGGAAAGUGCACCAGGAAGCAGGAGUGUAGCAGGUCGACGGAGGAGAACACCUGGCUGUGGUCACCCAACCAGCAGUGCGUUCAGAUCCAGGCCUUCAACCCGCCGAACCUCAGCUGCAAGAAGACCCGGCAGGUUGACAUCAGCGUACCCACCCUCCCCAGGGUCAGGCCGCCCGACACCCUGUACUGUGUUUUCGGCUCCGUCGUGAGCGGGGCCGUGAUGAGCGUUGACGGUCAGGUGCUGGUCACCUGUUCGCUGCCCAGCCCCGCGGAAAUCCCACCCACUCCCGACCGGCAGGACUAUGUGUCUGUCCCAGUCAAGAUUCUGGUAAACAACAAAAUCGAGGUGACGUCUGGAGAGUAUCACUUCUACAACUGUGCUGCUACAGUCAGGAAGAACCAAAACGCACCGUGUAUAGCGUGUGUGACCAGUGAAUGGGGAUGUCAGUGGAACGCUCAGGAUCACAGCUGCAGUGACAGCGACGAUCUCAUAGGUGGAGAUCACAUCGUCAAACCACGACAGCCUGACAGUUGUCCUCAGUUUGAGUCUCCGGAGCCGCUGUUGAUCCCCGUGGGCUUCAAGAUCCCCAUCAGCUUCCAGGGAAGAAACCUGGACAUCUACAUGGGUCGGAGGUUCGCCAUCGGCACUGAGCUGAUGAAGCACACGGAGGAGGACGUCACACAGGAGCAGGGGUCAAAGUUCAAAUUCAAAGGUUAUGAGUUUGCCUAUGACAAGGAGCAGGAGGUGAACGUGUCCUUCCAUAUCAAAGACAGAGACACUGAGAGGAAGAUUGACAGCACCCUGACAGUGGUGCUGUAUAACUGCUCAGUGGGAAGAGAAGACUGCAGUCUGUGCAAACACGCCGACGCCAAGUACCAGUGUGUUUGGUGCGCCGCCUCGCGCACCUGUGUUUACCGGGAACUCUGCUCGUCGCCGCAGCCCGCGCAGUGCCCCAACCCUCAGAUCACUGAUAUCAUCCCUCGCUUCGGUCCUCUGAACGGUCGGAUCUCGGUGACCAUCAAAGGCUCCAACAUGGGGAUAAAGAAGGAGGACAUCAAGAAGAUCACAGUGGCCGGAGUGGAGUGUGUUCACCAGGAGGAAAGAUACUCCGUCUCUACCAGCGUGGUGUGCGAGAUCGGCCCGGCGAGGCGGGUUCCACCGUUCGACCUUCCCGUUGAACCUCCCAACAGCGGAGCAGUGCAGAUAGAGGUGGAGGGCGGGAGAAGUGGGACAUCGCAGGUCAUUUUCACCUAUCGGGAUCCCAAGCCGGUCGCCGUCCACCCAGGGAAGGGCCCAGCGGCUGGAGGAACCGUGAUCACCAUCACCGGAAAAGACCUGGACACGGCGACCAAAGACGACGUCAGCGUCACCGUGGGGGGGGCUCCCUGUGAAGUCCUGUCGUUCGGCACACAGAUCACCUGCAUGACCGGCAAGAACCGGGGGCAGAAGGUGCCCUCAGACCUGUUAACAGUGACGGUGAAAUAUGGAAAAAACACCACCAAAGAAAUCCAAGAAGCGUUCCAGUACUCUGAUAACCCCAAGAUCAUAGAUUAUAACCCUAAAGCCAGCUUCGUAUGUGGUGGUCGAAGGAUUGUGGUGGUGGGAAGUGGUUUUGAUCUGAUCCAGAGAGCGAAGAUGAGAGUCCAGGCCACUUCUGAGCAGGUUCCACAGGCCAGCGCUCCUGUAGAGUUUGUCCAGGAAACUCUGAGCAAGAACGACACCGUGCUGCAGUUUUACUCUCCGUCGGUGAACAGCUCCCUCGACGCCCAGUCUCUCAGGACGAUUCUGCAGCUGGACAACAUGACGGAGGAACUGGAGAACUUCGUCUAUCACCCCGACCCCAGCUUCAACGAGCUCGCCAAGAACGUCAUCACCGAGACCAGCAUCAUCAUCGUGACUGGUCGAGGGUUCUCCAAGGCCAUGACCGCCAAAGAGGCCCAGGCGUUUGUUGGAGAUGCCUCCUGUCACGUUAACAUACUGCAGGACGAUAAGCUGAUCCUGGAGGCGCCUUCAUCGCAGCCCCGAGCCAGGUCCAAACGCCUCCGCAGAGACACAACCAACGACCUGCUGGAGCUAGUGGUGAAGUUUGGUCACGGCGAGUGGAUAGUGGGUUCGGUCUACUACGCCAGGAAAGACGACAUUCCCCUGGCUAUAAUCAUCCCUGCGGUUAUCGUACCGAUGCUGCUCUUCAUCGCCGUCUCCGUCUACUGCUACAGGAGGAAGAGUCAGCAGGCAGAACGGGAAUACGAGAAGGUCAAACACCAACUGGAGAAUCUGGAGGAAAGCGUCCGAGAUCGCUGCAAGAAAGAGUUCACAGAUCUGAUGAUUGAAAUGGAGGACCACACCAACGACCUGAGUGAGGCCCGGAUGCCCUUCCUGGACUACAAAACCUACACCGACCGAAACUUCUUCCUGCCCUCCAAGGACGGCGCCAACGACACCAUGAUCACAGGAAAAAUACAAAUCCCAGAGGCCCGCAGGGCCAUCGUGGCUCAGGCGCUCAACCAGUUCUCCAACCUGCUGAACAGUAAAACCUUUCUCAUCAACUUCAUCCACACGCUGGAGAGUCGCCCGGACUUCAACGCCCGGGCUCGGGGCUAUUUUGCCUCCCUGCUGACGGUGGCGCUGCACGGAAAGCUGGAGUAUUACACGGACAUCAUGAGGACGCUGCUGCUGGAGCUGAUGGACGAACACGUGCAGAGCAAAAACCCCAAACUCAUGCUCAGGAGGUCAGAGACGGUGGUGGAGAGGAUGCUUUGUAACUGGAUGUCCAUCUGUCUCUAUCAGUUCCUCCGGGACACGGCAGGAGAGCCCUUAUACAAACUGUUCAAGGCCCUGAAGCACCAGGUGGAGAAGGGGCCAGUGGACGCCAAAAUGAAGAAAGCCAAAUACACGCUGAACGACACGGGACUGCUGGGGGACGACGUCGAGUACUCUGUGCUGACUCUGCAGGUGCUGGUGCACGGCGAGGGACCAGAUGUGACUCCGGUCAAGGUGUUGAACUGUGACACCGUCUCCCAGGUGAAAGAGAAGAUCAUCGAUCAGGUCUACAGGAACCUGCCGUACUCACAGAGGCCGAAGGUGGACAGUGUUGCCCUGGAGUGGCGUCCUGGCUCCACGGGUCAGAUCCUGUCCGACCUCGACCUGACCUCCCAGAAGGAGGGACGCUGGAAGAGACUCAACACACUGGCUCAUUACAACGUUCGGGAUAACGCCACAUUGGUUCUGUCCAGAGUUUUGCACACACAGUCUUUCCACCAGCACCAGGACAGCUAUGAAGAGAAAAACGCCCUGCUGGAGGACGACAACACCUUCCACCUGGUGAGACCGGCCGAUGAAAUCGAUGAAGUGAAGUCAAAGAGAGGCAGCAUGAAGGACAAGGCGAUGACCAAAGCCAUCACUGAGAUCUACCUGACCAGGCUGCUCUCUGUCAAGGGCACUUUGCAGCAGUUUGUGGAUGAUUUCUUCCGCAGUGUGUUGUGCUCGAGCUCCGUCGUCCCUCCUGCCGUCAAAUACUUCUUUGACUUCCUGGACGAGCAGGCGCAGAGACAUGACAACGUGGACGAGGAGACGCUGCACAUCUGGAAGACCAACAGCCUGCCCAUGCGGUUUUGGGUGAACAUCCUGAGGAACCCCCACUUCAUCUUCGACGUCCACGUGACGGAGGUGGUGGACGCGUCGCUGCACGUCAUCUCUCAGACCUUCAUGGACGCCUGCACCAAGACGGAGCACAAACUCAGCAGAGAGUCUCCCAGCAACAAGCUGCUUUAUGCAAAAGAGAUUUCCACAUACAAGAAGAUGGUGGACGAUUACUACAAGGGCAUCAGACAGAUGGUUCCAGUCAGUGACCAGGACAUGAAUACACACCUUGCUGAGGUGUCCAGGCAACACACAGACAAGCUGAACACCCAGGUGGCCUUACAUCAACUGUACCAGUAUGCCAGCAAGUACUAUGAUGUGAUCAUCCAGUCGCUGGACGAGGACCCAGCGGCCCAGAAUAAACAGCUCACCCUCCGUCUCCAACAGAUUGCUGCCGCCCUGGAGAACAAGGUCACUGACCUUUGACCUCUGACCUCAUGGAGAGGGGGUCAGGGUGAGGAGCUAACAGCUACUAAAACGCAGGACGUUGUUUUCCAUUUAAGGACUCAAAAGAGGACGAGCUUGCAGACUCUACUGAAUGUUUGAACAUGUAAGGAACUGAAGUGGGAGGGCCUAGUGGAGCCACAGGAAACUGUUGACCAUGUAAGUACCGAAUGGGAAGAGCUAUGGGACUCCGGGAGCGGUGAGGAGUGGAGAGUUUGGACAAACGAAUGGUUAAAAUACGCUCAGACUGGCGGAAACCGAAUAGCUCUACUGCAGUUGUGUGGCACACUUCCACUUGGCAAGGAGGGAUGUGAAAUGGCGACCGUAACAUGGCUGCAGAUGGGAGCUCUGUAAAAUCAAAGGGUUAUUUUUAUAAUGGUAGCUAGGGCAUUUGGUUUGUGUAAUCCUCUGACCUAGGUGGAUAAUGUUUCUGUGUUCGGCUUCUCUACACCACAAAUCUUAUUUUUAGCAAACAACUGAAGAAAAAAAGUGCUACGCAAGGAAUGAAGAUUGAAGAUUUUGGACCAUUGAAGU